Molecule: messenger RNA, 2086 nt
Organism: Chlamydomonas reinhardtii
Lineage: Eukaryota; Viridiplantae; Chlorophyta; Chlorophyceae; Chlamydomonadales; Chlamydomonadaceae
Exons: 5
Coding region: 215-1750 (511 amino acids)
Cellular component (GO): membrane
Source: RefSeq, a predicted model, not a curated record
GUUGAGGCCGGUCAGUGAGCAUGGGACAUUGCAAUCCCGAAUCCACGCGUACCUCCUGGGGGGCUAUUUACGAGUAAUGGCGCAGUUGUCGUCGAAGGUUGAACAGUCGUAGCUUUGUACUUAUGACAAGGGUAUAGAUUGCGCCUGUGAGAAGCACUCAGCUAUGGCCGACAACGGGCAUUCCUACGUUUGGGGGCCAUGUUUACUUCUAUGCAUGCUACUUCUUGUAAAUGCUCGACUUGACCCGGCCUUGGAAGCAGGUUUGCGGAAAUUGGAGGGCGUCACACAACGCUCUGACCGGCAGCUGACUGACACAGUGGAGUCUUCAUGGGGCUCCUGGCUGCCUAUGAACUUGCUGGCCUCCACCAUGGUGCCCCUCGCGUGGGACACCGAGGGCAAGGCCUUCAGCGGCGCUCUCGCGUCACCCGGCGGGCUGGGCUACGUGCUAGCGCUGGUGCGGGCAUCCAACGGCUCUCGGAUGCUGGUGCCCGUGUGCGACCGCGGCUGGAACGACGACGCGGCGCGCGUGGCGUGCAACCUGGGCGGUUUCCGGUACGGUGCGGCGGUGCCCACGGGUGGUGCCACCGGGCGUGCCCAGAUCACCACACUGAGCCUGGCACCCAUGUUUGACGUGAUCGAGUGCUACCCGGCAGUGGGCACCACCAACGCAACGGCCGCCUUCGCCACGUGCUACGGCACCUGGUACCAGUGGGGCACGUGCAAUGGCGUGGCAGCGGUCAUCUGCUCAAAUGAGGCAUUCAAGCCGCCCCCGCCCUCCCCCCCCAAGCCGACACCGUCCCCCUCCCCCAAGCCCAAGCCCGGGAAAAAGCCCACCAAGAAGCCCACCCCGAGUCCCAAGCCCAGCCCUAGCCCCGCUCCCGCCACGGUGACCGCCAAGUUUGUGAACAAGGCUUCUGUCUCGACUUGCGCGUCCAACGCCAAGGCAUCUAACAUUUGCAGCGACGUGGAAGUUGUCGUGGACAGCUUCGUCACAGCUACAGACCUCGCGAAGUAUCCGUCCAUGUGCUUCCGUGUCGUCGUGAAGAAGACCACCACGGGCUGCGGCUCGGCCGCUGGGCUCCAGGAGCUGCGCAUUCCGACACCGAUUAACCCUUCCUGCGACGACCUCACACUCAACGCCACUGUCAAUGACGUGCCGGCCAGCCUCGUGGCCACCUGCAUUCGGGAUGAGGGCAUGCAGUAUAUGGCGGUCUCGCUCGCCGGCUUGACGGCCGCUCAGCUGGACGGCGCGAAGGUGUGCGUGGAGGACGUUCCGGCUGUCUCCUGGAACGCUGACCUCCAGAACUACUUUUUGGACAUGGCGACGGGCGACCUCAUUCCCGGCUCAGAAACCAUCUCAGGCAGCCCGCCCGGUACGCAGUUCUCCACUAGCUACUACUACCACACUGUGUCGUACGCUGUCGUACCAAAGGGCAGCGCUGGCCGCUGUUACAAAGAGGCGAAUGCCACAUACGUUGCCUCGAAAUCAGUAUGCAUUCCCAAUGAGAGCGAGUUCCAGUGUAGUGCUGGCGGCGCCAUGUCUGGGUGUGCGAAGCAGCAGACCAGCUCGGACUGUGGUGACGGCUUCAAGAAGUGCGGCUUUGACGUGAGGAAGGGGCACUCCAUUGCUGCAUUUGCUGCCAAGAAUGCUGGAGGCUGUAGCAAGUGCUUGAGCAACAAGGAGUUUGGCUACUGCUACGUCAAGGGCCCCACAAGCAAGGACAUGUUCUCGUACUGCUGCAGCCUGUAGCAGGCGUGUGCUGGUGGCUUGAAUCAGUGCCAAGCAGUGUUGCGCACGGAGGCAUGUAUCAUGUACGGUGCAGAUAUGCACCUGCUGCUUUACUGUGUCUGUGAGACCAGGCAGAGAAAGCAUGCACGCAUUCAUGGAUGGGCUGCGGUGUGGCUGUGAUGGCCCUCAUCUCCCAUUCAGAAUUCAUACUGGCCUUCUUUCAUUAGGCGUGAUUCUUAACCGUGCAUCCGACAAAGCAAGACUGCUUAAGUGAUAUCCUUGGACAGAUUUCACCAAUUUGCUAUUAGUUGCAUGUGUGGGUCCCAUGGAAGGGGGCGUGGGAUGUUGCUUAGGAGG